AUGUCCUCCAACGUCGGCCUCUCCACCCCGCGUGGCAGCGGUACGUCAGGCUACGUCCAACGCAACAGCGCCUUCCUCAAACCACGAAACGCAGGCUACGGCGCCCCUUACCCACCCGUACCCUCUUCUGCUGCCGACGAUAAAGGCCUCUCAAGUUUCCGACAACGCAAACCCGAUCAGCAGAUCCUAGACCAUGACCGGAAACGCGCGAUCGAGCUGCAGGUUUUGGAAGAAAGGGAACGGCUCGAGGAGGAGAAUGAGGAACUGGAGAAGGAUAAGAAAAAGCCGUUGACAGAGGAGGAGAUUGACGAGCGGUGUGAUGCGCUGAGGGUGAAGUUGUUGAAGCAGUUGGAGGAGGGGGAUAAGUCAUCUUCUGGAAAUCGUGGUGAUCGCAGAAAGCAACAGCGUGGCGGACAAUACGACAAGGAUAGGAGACAGCUUAAGAGUUAUCAAAUCCAUGAAUUGGCGGAGGCGAAGAUACAGGAAAGUGAGAGGCUGAGAAAGGCCUUGGGAAUAAAGGAGGAUUGGGAGAAGAAGGAUUCUUCUCCAUCCGUGAAAGAGAACGAGAAGCCUGGGAGGAGCGAGGAUAAGGAGGAUGGUGGUCAGGAUAGAGAACAAGAUGAGCGAAGGGAUCGUCGGCGACGAUACUCUUGA
Molecule: messenger RNA, 654 nt
Organism: Talaromyces marneffei
Lineage: Eukaryota; Fungi; Ascomycota; Eurotiomycetes; Eurotiales; Trichocomaceae
Exons: 1
Coding region: 1-654 (217 amino acids)
Source: RefSeq, a predicted model, not a curated record